This is a messenger RNA of Salarias fasciatus (jewelled blenny), 933 nucleotides long. It is a transcript of the gene snrnp25, whose product is annotated as small nuclear ribonucleoprotein 25. The record is from RefSeq and is a predicted model, not a curated record. Lineage: Eukaryota; Metazoa; Chordata; Actinopteri; Blenniiformes; Blenniidae. Gene Ontology annotation, molecular function: protein binding. The transcript has 5 exons. Bases 186 to 755 code for a protein of 189 amino acids. Gene Ontology annotation, cellular component: U12-type spliceosomal complex. Gene Ontology annotation, biological process: mRNA splicing, via spliceosome.
UUCGUGCUGCACGUGUUUUGUUUACGUCCUUCGUGGUCUCACGUAAAGUCGAUUUAUUUAAGCUUUUUUAAAAGUUAGAUGUAGUUCAACUUUUAAAAGUUGGUGGUUUCCCCCCAUUUUUUUCAAUGUAACUCAGUAGUCAAAGUGUAGUUCAGACUGUUGAGAGGUUUCGGAGAUUUGAAAGGAUGGAGGUAGAGGAGAAGAGUCAGGUUGUCCACACAGCUCCUGCAGGAGAAGCAGUGGGAGCAGGAGAGCUGUCUCCCAAGCAUGAGGAGGUGCUAGAGGAGACCCAGACAUGUGGUGCAGCUCCCGAUGAGGAGGAGGAAGAUGAGGAUGCUCUUCCCCAUUCAGAGAUUCUGGACAUUUUCGAGGAAGGACUGGCUCGACUAGUGCAGGACCCUUUACUCUGUGAUCUGCCCAUUCAGGUGACUCUGGAGGAGAUAAACUCUCAGAUUGCUUUGGAGUAUGGCCAGGCUAUGACUGUCAAAGUUUUAAAGGCAGAUGGGGAAGUCAUGCCCAUUGUAGUCGUACAAAAUGCUACGGUCCUUGAUCUCAAGAAGGCCAUUCGCCGGUUUAUGGAGCUGAAACAGCAGCGUGAAGGUGGAGUGAAACACGUCAGCUGGCGGUAUGUUUGGAGAACAUUUCAUUUAGUAUUUCAGGGGGAGAAGCUGGAAGAUGACAAGAUGAGGCUGAAAGAUUAUGGGAUCAGGAACAGAGAUGAAGUGACAUUCAUGAAGAAACUCAGGAAAAAGUGAAGUGUCACAUGACUACUGCUGCUGCUGCAGCCCUCGGAGACCAGACCCGACGGAGAUGGGAUCAUACAACUGUAUCUACAUCUCAUUUUGACCACAUGUAAAUGAAAUAACAGGUUGUUACUUUUGUUCUUUUAUUGGAAAAAUGUCUUCAAAUAUUAAAGUAUUUUUCUUUUUCAAA